CGAAAACGAAAAAAUUUCCAAUAAUUUUUUUUAAAAACUUUCCAACAAAAAAUUAAUUUAAUCUUAAUAAUAUGUUGAUGAGUUUAAGUAUUUUAAAGACUCUUUAAUCACUUUGUGUUUAAUCUUAACGAUGUAGUGAUCAUUAGUGUUUGUGUUUUUUUAAUUUUUAAAAUGAAUCGAGUUAAAAUUUGUUUUCAAAUUAAUUUCAUCGUUUUAGUGUUGACAGGAAUUUCUGAAGGUAGUUGUCAAUUUCCAAAACAAUGGUCGGGAAAAUGGUUUCAAUCGGGCGUCAUCAGCCACAUCCAAAUCAACUCGACCUACAUCGAAACGAAAGGCGAGUGUUACGAAGAACAAGGCGAAAAAGUCGUGGUCUACGAUCGUUCAGAAAAUUGUUACCGAUGCAUGGCGAUCCACGUAAAACAUCCAAGCGUGCUCCAAUACAAAGAAACGUUUUGCGAACCAUCCUCCCAAGAUAUCUGUUACGAUAUAUCCGGGGAUGCCCCGCUAUACAGCAUGUUUCGAAAAAUUCCCGAAGCAAAGCCGAUUCCUUGUCCGUUUAAAAGCGCACCUUUCACGUUUCAAUAUAAUAAAGGCAGCGAGGAAUGUACGAAUCCCCCAAGUAAAGCGGAAAGUUGUACUGAUGAUUCAAGAUUGGUUUUGAAAUAUCAAGCGUGUCCCGAUGUACCAGGUACGGAAAGUAACGUCGAAGAAUUAAUAUGUUUAGCGGUUUGGAAAGAGGGUUCAACGAGAUAUUUAGUCGGGAAAAUAUCCCAAUGGAAUCGUCGCAGUUUAAAUACCGAUGAAGACCAAUUCCGAUGUUUUAUUUACCAAAGAGUAAUCGGAAGAGAUGGCGAAGUUAUUUAUAAUAUAGCGCAAUCGGGCGAUGCGUCUUGUAAUGGAAUUACAAACGCGUUGGAAGGAUCCAAAACGAUGAAGUUGCGAACCGUUGAUAACCAUCAUAAUCGUUGCAAAUUCCCAACUUGGAUAACCGACCACCACACUUGGUUGAGUUUGGAUCAUAAAAAAACUUACAAGUUUUCGCAACGAAACGCAACGUUAAAAAUCGUCGAUGAAGAUCCGAAAUUGUUGACGCCGUCGCGGCAAAGACACGAUAAUUACGCGGCACAAUUCGCGUUUCAAACGUUGGGGUUUGAAUCGCAAGAACAAAGAAAAACUAACGCUGAAAUGAGGGUGGUGUGUCAUAGUAUUUUGCAAUCGGUCGAACAAAGAAAAGUGCAGAUUGUUGCUCAUAUUACACAUGGAUGUGAUAGCGGAUAUAUUUGCAUGGUUUUUCAUAAACGCGACUCCGGGGUUAUUGAAAUACAACAAUCCGGGCACGAAACUGGUUAUGAAGAGAACGCCGAUGACGCUUGUAAGAAUUUUGAUCCGAUUAAUACUCCGUAUACAACCUUAAUAACAACAACUCUCCAUCCACAAAAUUGCCCCCACUUGGGUCGUUACACUCUCGAACCAACCCCAGGAUCUUCCACCACCGAAGAACGUCGCAAGAAACGUCAACAACCCUCCACCCAAUCCACCCCUAACUCCAACUCAAACUCCAACCCUAACCCAAACUUUAACCCCAACCAAAAACAGUCGAUUUCUUUAGACCCCUCAUUAAACCACCCCCAACACCUACCCCCGGAGUGCAUCUCGAACGAUUUCGAAGCCUUAGCAGUCGGAUGCGGGGGCUCCCAAGAAGUAAUGGAAUUUCGAACACCCUGUAUACAACAACCGAUCGCCGGAUUUACUUGUCACGGAAGCUGGGAGGAAAAUAAUACGUUUUUCGUGAUUACGUCACCUUUAACGAGGCGAGCGACCGAUUCGAUGCGAUAUUGUUUCGUGUAUACGUUUAGUGGGGGUAGCAGGAAUGGUGGUGGGGGUAUGAUGACAGUCGCCGAUAUGAAUAUGGGGUUUGGGAGAGGUGGAGGUGGAAACGGCGGUGGAAACGGGGGGAUUGGGGGUGCGUAUGGAAGCGGGCCCGGAAACGGAGCGCACGUGUUGAUGAUAAGCGGAUUGUCGGGAAAUUGUAAUCGCGAUGUUAUACCGGGUGUUAAAGGAACGUGGGCGUUUAAUUUUACGAGUAAUGGUACUUGUGCCGAAAAUCAACUAAGAAGUAACGGUGUUAGUUUGUUAUUAACGGCUGCGACAAUUUUGGAAAUAAUCGUAGCUUCAUGGGCGGCGUUGGUUAUCGUCAGAUGAUGAAGAAGAACCAAACAACCGACGUUGCACACUCUAUCGGAGGACUGAAGUAAUUAAUUAAUUAAUUAAUAAGGAUUAUUAAGGAAGAAAAAUUUUUUUUGGAGAAAACCGGAAAAAUGGUAGCUUAAAAUAAUGCGUAAAUAUUAUUACAUUAAAAUAUUUAAACAACCCGAGAAGAAAAAAAAAUUAAUUAAUUAUUAGAGACGUUUUUUAAAAAUUAAAAAAAAAAUAGUGAAUUAAUUAAUUAACAUCUUAAAGUGGAAAAUUAAAAUUAGAGUUUCUCGUGAUGAGCGACGAAAUCCAGACAUAUCAAGGUGGCUUUGAAAAAAAAUUUUUUGAAAUUUUGAUAAAAGAUGUCGCUACUGGUUUCGGCUCAACGACGAAAACUAAAAUUAAUUAGUUAAAAAGUACCAAAGACGCGAAAAAAAUUUUAAUCGAUUAAAUU
This is a messenger RNA of Onthophagus taurus, 2647 nucleotides long. Lineage: Eukaryota; Metazoa; Arthropoda; Insecta; Coleoptera; Scarabaeidae. The record is from RefSeq and is a predicted model, not a curated record.